CAUUGAUACGGCGGUGUGUAUGCUCGGGCGCAUCAACAUUUUCGCGCUUCCCGUCAAGCUGAUUUUUGGCGGGAAGAGAGCGAGAAAUGGCGACCUCCGUCUACUUGGCUCGACGUUUGUUUUCGGUAACGCGUGAGUGGCUCUACCUGUGUUCUUCGGCGGAUGGCGCAUUGGUGUGUCGCAGUUUCCUGCGCUUCUUCUGGACAAUGCGAAAGCCCAGUAGUGGUCAGCUGGAGAGCGGAUGAAAUGGGGCCGCCCCCCGGCUCGGGACGCGUUCGCUGCAGCGGUGCCGCCACCGUGGGUGCCCCACCGGAGUGCGCGCACCAGCCGCAACACCUCGCCGCCGUGUGCCCCGACAGACUCGGACGUCUCGAGCGCGCACGCGGCGCCCCAGGGGACGACGCGGCGCCGGCCGAGCAGCUGCGCGUGGACGGCGUGUCGAGCCGGCCGCUGCCGGCGCUGAUGGUCGCCGGGCUCGCGGCCGGAGCGGCGCUCGGCUUCGCCGUCCGCGCCACCGACAACCGGUGGACCAAGCGGCAGGUCGUCUACGUCGGAUUUCCGGGCGAGCUGUUCCGCCGCAUGAUAUCCGGCGUCAGCCUCCCGCUCGUCAGCGCCGGCGCCGUGGCCGCGCUGGGCAGCAGCCGCCCGCCCGCGCUGGGCCGCGUCGCCCUGUGCGCGCUGGGCCUGUCGCUGCUCUGCAAGUGCCUGGCCGCCGCCGGCGCGCUGGGCCUGGCGGCCUUUCUCUCUCCGGGAAACACGGUGCGGCUGGACGUCGAGGCGCCCAAGUCCAGGCCGAGCGUGAGCCUCUCCAAUGUCGCCAUCGACAGACUGCUGGACUUCGUGAGAAACCUUUUCCCGUCCAACAUCAUUGCGGCGCACGUGUACACGCUCUUCACCGUGCAGAUUGACACGACUGAUGAAAUUGCGCUUACGGGACGAAGUGAGGGUGGCUCGCUGGGGCCCGAUCCGGUGUUCACGUCGCUGGAGAACGCAAACCUGACGGGCGUCCUGUGCUUCUCCGUGCUGCUGGGCCUAGUGCUGUCGGCGUUCCGCGACGAGCAGAACGUGGUGCUCAACGUCUUCGUCAGCCUGAGCAACACCCUGAUGGCGGCCACGCACAUGCUGCUGUGGUUCUCGCCCGUGGGACUCUGCUCCGGCAGCAUGGCGCUGGUGCUUGGCGCCGGAGAUUUGCAGCCCUCUCGCCACGCUGCGUACACAGGGCAGAAAGCAAGGAAGCAAGGUUCCAGCCACAUGCAGCAGGAGAAGCGUCGCACCAUGCCUCUCCUGAGUUACAAGGUUCAGCUGCACAGCCACCUGGACACGUACAUGCGUCAUGAGACCAUCUGGGAGCUUUCACAACAAAAGGACCUUCGUCUGAAUUACAACACCGUUGAAGAUGUCCGGGAACAAACAAGACCUAAGAAAUGCACCAGCCUUGAUAGAUACCUAAAGGAAGUUCCUGCCUUCCUCAGGACCAUCCUGGGCGACCGCGAUGCCCUGGAGCGCGUCGCGUACGAGGCAGGCUUGGACCAGGCACGCGAGCGCGUGCUCUACAGCGAGAUGCGCCUUCCGCCGCAGCUGCUGGCCGCGUCCAGCACCGUUCUCCCGCUUGGCGGCUCGCCGGCCUCGGCGGUCAGCGGCAGGGACGUUGUGGACGCUGCGCUGACGGGCCUGCGCCGCGCCGAACAGGAAACCGGCAUCAAGCUCCGGCUCAUACUCACGUGCCUGCGCGGAACGCCCGAGUGGGCGCCCGAGGUACUGGACCUCUGCCGCGAGUACAGCGACCGGGGUGUGGUCGGCAUCGACGUCUGCGGCGUGGUCGCACAGCGAGCCGAGGACCGGCGGGCUGCGCCCUCGAUCGAGUACGGAGAGGAGAUCACCGAUCCGCGCAUCGUGCAGACAUUCCAGCGCGCCGCCUCCUGGGGCGUCCACCGAACGGCUCACGCGGGCGAGGCCGGUCCCCCAGCCACCGUGCUCAGGGCCGUGCACGAGCUUCACGCCGAGCGGAUCGGCCACGGCUACCGCGCCGUCCUCGACGGAGGGCUCGCCUACCGGCAAGCGCUGGCCGCGGACGUCCACUUCGAGUGUUGCCUGACCAGCAGCAUGCUCACUGGGGCGGUCGACCCCAACAGUGCCCACCCCGUGCUCAGGCUGCGGCGUGAUGGCGCGAGUUUCUCGAUCAGCGUUGACGACCCCGCCAUCACGCACACAAGUCUCGAAGAUGAGUACCGCCUGGCUCUCAAACUCGGACUUGGCCCAGGUGACCUACUGCAAUGCAACCGGUCGGCCAUAUCCGCCUGCUUCUUACCUGCAGAUGAAAAAUGGGAACUCUGGCAGAAAUUCAACCAACUGACAAAUGCGGUGAAGGCGGACACAUGAUGUGUGCAUUUUCUUUGAGAACACGAAAUAAAGCUCGCAGACACAUUUAAAAAUUUGCAGAAACGGCACUGAUAAUACUAUUCAGAAGGAUGAGUAAAAUUGGAUUUCUUUAUGGUGAGAAUAUAUUUCAUCACCUUGAGAUGGCACCAAUAACCAAAUCUCCGCAGAGGCAUUUAAACUAAAUUGUCUGCAACUCUGUAGAAUACAAAUUAUUAUUCAAAACGUAAAUGUAAUGUUUUACGUUAAUAUAAUUGGUAAUAAAGGAAAAUAAGUUCAGCUAAAGUGCGAACCACAGGGCAUAGCACAAGUAAGGUGAGUGCCCUGCCAUUGCUGUCUAGGUUGAAGUGGAGUUGCAUAAUAAACACUCAGUGCAUGAAAACGAGUUCAUUAUUAAAUAAGAACAAUAAUUAUAUUCGGUUAAUGUGACUGGCUGACGUUUAGAUGCAGUUUUGAUCUGCUUUUAAGACAGCUUUGACAUGCAAGUCACGAGUCACUUUUCACCCUCACCUUUCUGAUACCCAUAGCAUGUCAAUGCAAAAACACAAUGCGAAAGGUAUCCAUUGUGUAGUCCUUUAUUAAGUUUAUAAAAAUAUAUGACUCACUGAAACUGGCGGCACGCGGUUAGUAAAGCGCCCCCAUACAAAAGCAAAAUGUUAAAGAACAGAAACAGUCUCCUUAGCUACCACUCUCUCUGACAAGUGACAAAUGCAGCACCUUCGAUUAAGUACAAAACAUAUCCAGCCAUACACAAAGCACCAGGUAAAAGCCAGAAGCUGGAGUGUAAUUUAAUCACACUUGUCAAUAACAACAUCAAAGGAACACUGCAACGGCAGCUGCUUGCAGAGAGAGAGACUUAAGUACAUCUACAAAUAUAUGACACAAUCUCAAAGGCAUUUAGGACUGCAAAUUAAAGAUGCUGAUUGUUAAUAACAACUAGCUGCCCAUUCUUACAGAUAGCUAAACAUACAAGAGUAAAAAACAGGGCUGCAAUUGGCCACUUUCCAAUGUCUUAGUCGAGUUGAGAGCAGUUGUCAAUAGAGUGGUUAGCAACACAUCCACAACUGAGACGCUGCAUCAACCUUGGCUCUGCACUUGCUGCUUGUAGGCAUUGGGAACAGUCCGAAUAACUGCAGAUGAAAUCGAUGACUCUGUGUUCUGAAAAGAAGUACUUGGCACACGACAGGUGCGGCAAAUGUUGUACACUUGGUCACAGAAAAAUGGCUUAUUUCAGUACAAUGCAACUUAGUGGCUUCAUGCUAAUGCUUAACUACAGAAGCGUCAUGUCCUGCUUGAUGCAAUUCAACUUCAUCCAGCAGAAUAAGCAAAAGGCUAGUCACGGCAUCACGAGGGGCCUGAAGAUCUCAUUUCUCCAGGCCAUUAAUGAUACACCCAGUUGUUAUCUUCAGAGGCUCUGUCACAGGUAUACGAUACAACGAAUACUGUAAGAAGUCUGAAAGCAGUUGCACUUCACAAGGACUUUGCCAGUAUUUCACCCCUCUUUGCUGAAACUGGCACCUCCAGGCAGAAAGUUUGGUGACCAAGAGUUGUGCACACUCUUUAUAACCUGUGGCGCCUAGAGUGUAUCAACGAAGACAGGGCUAAUGCUGGAUGAUUAUGUCCAUCUGUGGACGAACCAUUCCUAAAGAUAAGCUGUCUCCGGUGGUGCAACUCCUCUGAAAGCUCUAAUACUACAGCUCCUAUACCUCAGUGCCCGUAAUCCCUAAUGGUAUUAUCAUUAGGGCACUGUCACAAUGUAAGCAAGUAGGCCAGUACUGUCUGUACAGGGUGUCAUCAGCAGCUCUGUCACAACAAAGGAACAAAAAGUGGUAGGAUACACGUUCUCAUCAUAUAUUCCAACAAUUGUUGCUUUCGUGUGGCAGAGCCAUCGACAUGUUCAUGAUGAUGCAGACAAUGUUCAUGAAUUGUUGCCGAGUGUGGCAGCGCAAUUAAUGUGCCACCACAGAUGCCUCAGGAAAUUGCACCUUUAGAAAAACUACCAUUAUACAUUAAACUACACUAAAAUUCUUGCAGGCACAUUGCGACCACCUUCCAGGUUCCUUUUCAUUUCUGUGCUAGAGCAAGGCAUUUAUCCGUAGCUGUGUUAUCUUCAUUGUGCACUUAAGGUUCGCUAGGACCCAGUCUUGUUCGAUCAUGCUUCCAGCAAGAGAAAAUUAUCACUGGAUGUAGGGGGGCUUUUUUUUAUCAGAAGUUCACUUUUCAUGUCAUUAACCGUUUUUUUGUUCAUAAACACGAAA
Molecule: messenger RNA, 4634 nt
Organism: Dermacentor albipictus
Lineage: Eukaryota; Metazoa; Arthropoda; Arachnida; Ixodida; Ixodidae
Source: RefSeq, a predicted model, not a curated record